Messenger RNA from Cryphonectria parasitica EP155, 387 nucleotides. RefSeq lists its product as uncharacterized. The record is from RefSeq and is a predicted model, not a curated record. Lineage: Eukaryota; Fungi; Ascomycota; Sordariomycetes; Diaporthales; Cryphonectriaceae. The transcript is spliced from 3 exons. Bases 1 to 387 code for a protein of 128 amino acids.
AUGGACAAGAAGAAGAAGAAUGGCGCCGCCGGCAGCAGUAGCACUGAGGGCAAGGACAAGGACCGCCCUUCCGAGGGCGACGCGUCCACGCCCAGGCCGGUCAAGGCUACGCCCCUCCGGCCGAGUAAUAAUGGCGAGAGGUCCAAGGCCAGCGCAACGCCCGGCAGCGAUAGAGACAGCAGCAGCACCACCACAAAGGCGCAGACGCAUACGCCAGAUGACACGACCAGACAAGGCCCCCAAAAGAAGAGGCGCAAGGUCACGCAUGCAUGCGUAUAUUGCCGUCGAUCUGCAAUUGGCUAUCGUCCGCGUGGUGGUGGGGCGCACAUUGUUGCUCGUGCCGAGAGUGACAGCACAGCAUGGCUGCCCAAUGUCCCACGCACAUAG